AUGUUUAAUUCUGGUUCGGCAGCAACAUCGGGUAAUACGAGUCUUUUUGGAACAUCAACACCUGUCAAUCAAAAUCGAACUUCAACUGGGUUAUUUGGUAAUACAACAACACAACCUAAUACACUUACGUCAACACCAUUUGGAUCAACAAGUUUAUUUGGAGGAGCAAGUCCGGCUAAUACAACUCUUCAACAUGGAUCAACUGGAACAGGUACAAUACAUAAAUAUGAUUCUGUUGCUGGUACAGAUAAAGUAACUAAAAAUGGUGCUCAAACACAAAUUCGUGUAAAACAUUGCAACAUAUGUGUUAUGCCAGUCUAUGAAAAGAAGUCUAUGGAGGAACUCCGUUUCGAGGACUAUAUGGAAAAUCGAAAAUUUUCUACAACAGCAACGUCAACUGCUGGAGGUCUAUUUCCAUCAGUAUCAUCUGGAACACCUUUAUUUGGUGGCUCGUCACCAGCAGUAACUUCUACAACGAAUUCAACAAAUAUUUUUGGUACAAAUACAGCACCAUCAACAUUAAACUCGACUUUUUUUGGAAAUAAUAAGCCAGCUGUAACGACAACAUCGACAUUACCGUUUGCAUUCGGUGCUCCAACAACGACAACAGCAGCAGCAGCAGCACCAUUUUCAUUUGGUGGACCGACAACAACCACAGCAAAUCCAAAUGCCCCAUUUGGUACUACAGCAGCAUCUACUACAUCGGCAUCCCCAUUUGCAUUUGGAGCUGCUCAAGCUCCAGCAGCAACAGCUACUCCAGCGUUUAGUUUUGGUGGCUCAACUUCACUGUUUCCAACAGCUACUACAACAACAGCUGGCUCAUCAUUCGGUUUUUCAGUAUCAAAGCCAACAACGACAGGCACAUUUUCAUUUACACCAUCAACAGCAGCAUCAACGGCAUCAUCAUUUAGUCUGUUUCCCACGACUACAACAACAACUACUGCGCCCACAUUAUUUUCCACACAAAAUCAAACAAUAACAGCACAGCCUGUACUAAGUACCCAAUCAUCUGUUGAUACACGAACACAUUUACAAUUAUUUCAAACAAUGCUUAAUAUACAGCCAUUUAAUAGUGAACUUGGCUUUCUUGCACGAAAUAUAAAACCAAAUAUUGGUCUUGAUCGCACUCGAAUUCGCACUGUGCCUGACUCGAACAAUACUCAUCCGUUAACUAACGUAUUUACUUCUCUUAUUCCAAAACCAUCUGUGCUCACAUCGAAUACAUCAACACCUCCACCAACAUUAGUUACCCAAUUGCCAACUCAUUGUCAUACAUUACCAUCAGUAUUGUUACCGUCGACAACAACAAAUACAUCAAUUACUUUAUUGGGUAAACGAAAACUAGCUGAUUCAUUUCUUGAUGAUGAUGAUGAUAAUUCACUAAUGAUGGAUGAUGGACCGUCAUUGUCAAUUAAUAAAAUAACUAAAACAAAUGUUCUUAAACGACCACGUAUACUCGAUAUGAAUAAAGUACGAUCCGUUGUUCUUGGAGGCGGAGGCGGAGGAAUCAUCAAUAAUGAAAUUCAAACUAAAGAAGAAAUCUUCUCUGAUACAUUUACUGUUAAACCAACAUCAGAUAAUUUAUCGGGAUGGAAAAAGUUUGCUACUUAUGAUGCAUAUUUAGCAUCAAAACAACAACAACAACAACAACAACAACCUAUUGAACCUAUAAAAGCAUCUGUUGAUGAAGACGACAAACAAAAGAAUUUAAAUGAGCAGAAAUUCGAACAAGAACGAGCUUUUCGUUUACCUAAACUAGCACAUGAUGAUUAUUAUACAAAGCCAACUAUUGAUGAAUUAAGAAAUUAUUUUAAUCCAAAAGGGCAAUGUAUUGUAAAAGAAUUCACUGUAGGCAGAGAACAUUAUGGUUCUGUUACAUUUCAAGGAUCGAAAAUUAAUUUAGCUGGUCUCGAUCUUAAUCAACUAAUUGAAAUUGGUCGUAGACAAGUAACAGUUUAUCCCGAUGAUAAAAAUAAACCAGCGGUAGGCGAAGAAUUAAAUUGUCAAGCAAUAAUAUCUUUAUUGGGCGUUUAUCCAAUUGAUCGUUCAAUAUCCAAUAGUGGCGAAGAAGUAACUGAUCCUGAUAGAUUAAUUGAAAUGAACUAUGGACAUUAUUUACGUGGCAUGACUAAAAAAUUCAAUGGAAAAUUUGUUGACUUUGAUGUUUAUACAGGCACAUGGACAUUCAAAGUUGAUCAUUUCUAA
Molecule: messenger RNA, 2205 nt
Organism: Rotaria socialis
Lineage: Eukaryota; Metazoa; Rotifera; Eurotatoria; Philodinida; Philodinidae
Source: the annotation of a GenBank genome assembly